AUGUUUUUUGUUUUCUUACUUUUCUCAGAGACAUAUUGCAGAAACCUCACAUAUGAAGGUAUAAAGAUCAAAUACGGACUUGACAGAAAUGGUUAUGCCUACUUUGGUUCGCGUUACAACCCGACCAACGCCACAAAUUUGACUUUUGAUGGCAAGUUGUUACUUCCAGAAGCCAUUCGUAUCAAAAAUAUGACAUUCUCAUUCAAGCUAAUCUGUGAACGUGCCUUUGCAAACAUUCCGAUGAAAUCAAUUUUUUUACCUACAACAUUAGAGUGGAUAGCAGCAUCAGCAUUCGAGAAUUGCACUAAACUAGAAGAAGUAGAUGCAUCUGAAACGAAUAUAAGUGUAAUUGAUGAUAGAGUUUUUAGAAAUUGCUCAAAUCUAAAAAUAUUUAAAUUUCCAAAAGUAAUAUCAGUCAUAGGAGCUAGAGUAUUCGAAUAUACGUUAAUUCAAGAUAUCCAAAAUAUGAAAUUUACAGGUAUUGAUGAUUUUACAUUUGCAAACAACCCAAAUCUCAAGAUUGCAGAUCUCUCUUCAUCAUCAAUCAAAAUAAUACCAACAUCACUAUUCGAAAAUUGUACAAGUUUGUCCAAAAUCUUUCUUCCAAAAAAUUUAUUUUGGAUAAAAAGUUUUGCAUUUGCUAAUACGAAUAUAAGUGAAGUACUGAUACCGCAAGAGUUAACUCUUAUACACAAAUACGUUUUUUCUUCAUGUCAUCGUAUAGAAAAAGCAGAUUUACGAAAAUGUCCUGUAAAAUGCGUCAGUGAUGGACUUUUCCACAAUUGUGUUAAUCUAAAAGAAGUAAUAUUACCAGAAGUAUGUUACUGGGUUGGUUCUCGAGCUUUUUUCAAUACAAAAAUAAAAAAUGUUGAAAUUCCAGUUGAUUGUUACAGUAUUGGCGAAUAUAGCUUUGCACAAUGUCCGUACUUGGAAUCCGUUGAUAUGUCGAACAGCGUGGUCGAAGAACUCUUAGAAGGAGCUUUUUUCAAUAGUUCGAAAUUAUUUAAACUGAAAGUGUCGAAACAACUAAGUAGUUUAGGCGCUGAUGUGUUCUAUAAUACAGAUAUUAAAGAUCUAGGCGAUCUGUUGAAUAUUUCCCACAUAAAUUCUUCAACUUUCCGGAAUUCCAAAAUUGAGACCCUAAAUUUACAAAAAUGUCCGAUCAAACAUAUCCCUGAUUACGCAUUUUACCAGAACAAGUACAUUCGAACGGUAAAUUUGCCAAAUACAACAAUAUCAAUAGGGAAAUAUGUUUUUUCUGAGACAUUAAUAGAUAAUAUCUCUCUUGCUGCUAGUAUACUAUCAAUUGACGAAGGAUCUUUCAUGAAUUGUCAAAAAUUAUAUGAGAUAUAUUUGACAAUGCCGAAUCUGACCUUGUUGAUGCCAUAUAUGUUUGCCAAUUGCCAGAAUCUUGUGGUUGUCCGUAUUUCUAAACACCUUCAUGCCUUGAAAAACGCUUGUUUCUUUAAUUGUUCGAAUUUAGAAUGCGUUUAUGGCUCUAGACGUCUUAGAAUCAUUGGACCAUAUUCAUUCUACAAUUGUACAUCUCUUGUUGAAGUCAAUUUCUCAAAAAUUGCUGUUCAUUACAUUGAUGAAUCUGCAUUUGAGAAUUGCGUCAAUUUAACAAAGUUUACAAUGAAUUUCCAGACAAUAGGUACUGGUCCUAAGGCGUUUGCCAACACAAACCUCACUUCAAUGGAAUUUUUCCAUUCAAUUGGAACAUUUUGCUUGGCAAACUGCAAAAAUCUUGUUACAGUGGUCUUAAACCGCAGUACAUUGACUGUACUGAAUUCUGCGUUGUUCGACCAAUGUAUUUCUUUGAAAACUGUUUAUUUACCGAAAAUGAUCACUUAUAUUGGUCCAACAGUGUUCAGAGGGUGCACGAAUCUGCAGGAAAUAUAUUAUAAAGGUCAAUGCCAUAUAAAAUUCGCUGCUUUACCUGAUUCAGCGAAAGUUUUUGUGACUUCGAAAUAUAAUUCCACAAAAUUUGGUAACAAGUCUGUUAUUGUUAUUUAUAAAGAAUAA
Molecule: messenger RNA, 2025 nt
Organism: Trichomonas vaginalis G3
Lineage: Eukaryota; Parabasalia; Trichomonadida; Trichomonadidae
Exons: 1
Coding region: 1-2025 (674 amino acids)
Source: RefSeq, a predicted model, not a curated record